This is a messenger RNA of Humulus lupulus (European hop), 1359 nucleotides long. RefSeq names its product probable F-box protein At4g22030. Lineage: Eukaryota; Viridiplantae; Streptophyta; Magnoliopsida; Rosales; Cannabaceae. The coding region runs from base 64 to 1350 and encodes 428 amino acids. The record is from RefSeq and is a predicted model, not a curated record. The transcript has a single exon.
UUUCCUUUACCGCAGCCAAAAACUCCGCACACAAACAGCACUACGAAACAAACCAAAACUGAAAUGUCAGCUUUACAAGCUUCAUCUUUCUUCAUAUUCUCUUCUUCUUCCUCCUCCUCCUCUUCGAGGGGAACCAUCAAUGCCGCUAUCCAUGUCCCAAAGCUUCCAAAUGUCCGUUUCACAGUUCCAAAACAAUCAUCUUUAAAUUUAACAAGGCAGCUGGUUAUUGAGGAAUUGAAUAACUUAAAGCAAGGAUUUAAAACCCAAAACGACGAGUCCAAUGACCGUCAUGAAAACGCUACUACAUCUACAUCAACCAUUACAGCCCAGCUCUACUCCAUAUUAGAGGCCGUCAACGACAGAGUUGAAAUGCACGAUAACAUUGGCAAGCAGCGGGACAACUGGAACACCCUUCUUUUAAACUCCAUCAACAUGAUCACUCUAACCGCUACAACCAUCGCCGGAGUUGCGGCGGCGGCGGCUCCUGGAUCGACCCUUUUGGCUUUGAACGUUUCUUCAACUCUUUUGUUCUCCGCUGCUGCCGGAAUGUUGCUGGUGAUGAACAAGCUCCAGCCCUCUCAACUCGCCGAGGAACAACGUAACGCUUCCAGAUUGUUCAGACAAAUCAAGAGCCAGAUAGAGACUGACCUCGCUCUUCGUUCUCCGACCGAGUACGACAUUAAAAAGUACAUGGAUAAGGUCUUGUCUCUGGAUAGAGCUUACCCACUUCCCUUGCUUGGAGCCAUGCUUGAAAAGUUUCCUCAGAAGUACGAGCCAGCUACUUGGUGGCCUUCGAAAAGAUCCCAGAAGGGACAAAACGAAUUGUUUCAAGCGGGAAAGAAGAGCAAUAAUGGUUGGAAUGAGACCCUUGAGGAAGAAAUGAGAGAGGUUAUUCAAGUUGCGAAGACAAAAGAUAGAGAAGAUUACGAGAGAUUGGGAAACUUGGUUUUGAAAAUAAACAAAGCUUUGGCAUUAUCAGGGCCUUUGCUCACUGGCAUUGCCGCCGUUAGCUCUCCGUUUGUGGGACAUGGAUCGUGGGGAGGUGUUCUUGCAGUGACUGCGGGAGCUCUAGCUAGCGCCGUUAACGCAUUUCAGCAUGGUGGACAAGUAGGGAUGGUGUUCGAAAUGUACAGAAACUGUGGAGGUGCUUUCAAGCUUAUGGAAGAUGAGAUUAAGGCAACCAUUGCAGAAGAAGACUUUGAGAAAAGGGAAAAUGGGGAAUUGUUUCAAAUGAAAUUGGCUUUGCAAUUGGGAAGAAGCUUGUCGCAGUUGAAAGAGCUUUCUGCAAAUUCUGCUUCGUCUCGUGUUAAUGGAACUACCGUCGACGAAUUCGCCAGCAAACUUUUCUGAGCUGAUUAU